CUCCCGCUCCACCCGCCGACUCCCGGGCUUCUGCGCCCGCCCGGGCCUUGCUGCGCCCCUAUCGUUUCUCUGCGCGCGCAACACACCUCACUUGCCCCGCCCUGGCCCGUGCGCGCCGGGCCGCCGAACUCCCGGCUCCACCCGCCAACUCCCGGGCUUCUCCGCCCGGCCGGGCCUUGCUCCGCCUGCGCUGCACCCUCCCGGCCUCGGGCGUCGCUGUACCGGCCGCGGAGCUCCGCACGGACGCCUCCUGCGCUCGGGGUUGCGGAGCGGGGGCCGGUGUGGCCGCAGUUUCGGGGCGGCGGCGGCGGCCGAGUCGUGUCGGCGGGCCGGGCGCCAUGGCCGCCUCGGUGUUGUGCUGCCUGCGGUGCUGCCGGGACGGCGGGAGCGGCCACAUCCCGCUGAAGGAGAUGCCGGACGUGCAGCUGGACACGCAGCACAUGGGAACAGACGUUGUCAUUGUGAAAAAUGGAAGAAGGAUAUGUGGAACAGGAGGUUGUUUAGCCAGUGCACCUUUACAUCAAAACAAAAGCUACUUUGAAUUCAAAAUACAGUCUACAGGGAUCUGGGGUAUUGGCGUUGCAACUCAGAAAGUAAACUUGAAUCAGAUUCCUCUUGGCCGAGAUGUGCACAGCCUGGUGAUGAGGCACGACGGUGCCCUGUACCACAACAACGAGGAGAAAAACAGGCUGCCUGCAAACAGCCUUCCCCAGGAGGGCGACGUGGUGGGUAUUACAUAUGACCAUGUAGAACUAAAUGUAUAUUUGAAUGGAAAAAAUAUGCAUUGUCCAGCGUCAGGUAUACGAGGGACAGUGUAUCCGGUUGUUUAUGUUGAUGACAGUGCAAUUUUGGAUUGUCAGUUCAAUGAAUUUUAUCACACUCCUCCACCUGGUUUUGAAAAAAUAUUAUUUGAACAGCAGAUCUUCUGAAUGUAUUUGUUUCUUGAAACUUGUCUUUCUGUACUGUUAAAAGUGUUUACCAUUUAAUAAAGCUUUACCUGACCUAUAGAUGAAAAAUAUAUUCUUAAAAAUAUGCUUGAUAGUGUGGUUUAAGGAACCAGUGUAUCCAGGAUACCACCAGGAAGUUGUGAUUUAAAAUACUUGUGUUUUGUGAUGUGAAAAUCAUAUUGGAUAGUUUAUUUAAUUCUUAUUUAAAUAAGUUUAACAUUAUGCAUUGGUUAACAAUGUUGAGUGGAAAUAUAUAGAGAGAGAUAUUUAAAAGGGAAUCUUUCUAUGUACAAUGUUUUAAUAGAGCUGUGCUGUGGGGGAAGGGGACUUCAUAUCUCUAAAUCUGCAGUCCAAUAAUCUGGUGUCUGCCUCAGUGUCCUUUUUUGUAUUCAAUAUAACUGAGGGUGCCAGAAGUUUAUACUGCUGGCCACUUCAGUUGGCAGUCUGCUGUAGAAUGGACCGCUUUUCUUAAACUUUAAAUUGUCUGUUUUAUUUGUAUAAUGUCAUUGCUUUGGAUGUGCCUUGUGAGGAGAGAGACACAUUUUGGAAAUCGUCAGAGCACUGUGGGAAAGACCAUCAUGCUGUUGCUUCACUGGCAGAGCCAGUACGGAUCAGUGUGGGACGCUGAACACACUGGCAGACAUGUACAAGGAUGGCGGCCCAUCACACUUAGAUUUACACGACUUUGUUUUAUGGACUGUUUAUUUAAAUGUAUGUUUUUCUGUAAUGCAUAAUAAAAUAAAAAGUACUUAAGGAGCAUUCAGUGCCAUACUAAA
Molecule: messenger RNA, 1723 nt
Organism: Choloepus didactylus (southern two-toed sloth)
Lineage: Eukaryota; Metazoa; Chordata; Mammalia; Pilosa; Megalonychidae
Gene: SPRYD7
Product: SPRY domain containing 7
Exons: 5
Coding region: 339-929 (196 amino acids)
Molecular function (GO): protein binding
Source: RefSeq, a predicted model, not a curated record